AUGGCCGGUAAAAUUCCUAAACCUAGCGAUGUUGAUGCCGCUAACAUCCAAAGGCCAACUGUUCAGCAACUUUCGGCCGAACAACAGAAGGCUCUUGACGACAUCCAGAAGAAGAUCAGAGAGGAGGAGAAGGAGAUCCAGAAGCUGGAGGAAGAAGCCAUGAAGCAGUACAUCUCGCACUUCUCCAUCGACCGACAAGGGAAGGUCACGACGGAUGCCGGCUUCGAUGCUUCACAGUUUGAGGAAGCUCCAGCAAAGAAGGUCCCUGAAGAUUCAUUGAAGAAUUCAACGCUCGGGGGGCAAGAACAGAAGAAGGGCGCCAGGUCUGCUCAGACCGGUCUGACCGGUCGAUCUGGAAUUUCUGGAAAGAAUUCCAGAAACAAGAAAGAAAAAGAAAGGCCGAGUUUUAAAGAACUCUUGGCCAAAUAUGAGAAUAAAGGAGUCGUCCAGAAGCAGAGGGAACGACCGGACAAAGUCAAGGAUACAAAUCCGUCAUCGUCCCAAGAGCAAUCGAGUUUGAGCUAAGGUAAUUCAUUUAAUGGACCGAUUGCUCCAUGGUAUUGCUGGUAUCCUUGUUAUAUGCCUUUGGAUUAUAGUAGGAUGCACAUGCAGUCAUAUUAUAUUCAUUAUCCUCCUAUAUAUUCAAGCUUUGCUUCACAAAGAUCGAUUAGCGAUAAUCUGGUCAAAAAGAACAUUGAUUGCAGCAAGGAGUGUGAAAAGAACAUAAAACAAGAUUCAAAAUAUCUACAGCCGAAGUGGUGUCCUUCAGGUUUGUCUCACACCCAAAAGAGGAGGCUGCAAAGGAUGCGCAAGAAAGAAUCCAUGGAACAGCAAGCAGAGGUUAUACCAACAAGGUCGACGACCAUGAAGCAGGUAUGGAAGCCCAAGCAAGUUGUUUCAUCAUCAACUUGAGGAAGAAGCAAGAUACGGCCGAUAAAUCGUUAUCGCCAUUAGACAAUUUUGGUUCAGAAGAGUGUUCUUUGGCACGCAAGCUUUGCCAAAGAACAGGGGGGCAUAUGUUGACAACCAAAAUUGGCAUUCGACAAUACCGACCGGUCUGACCGGUACGCCC
Messenger RNA from Panicum virgatum (switchgrass), 1072 nucleotides. RefSeq lists its product as uncharacterized. The transcript is spliced from 2 exons. Bases 1 to 525 code for a protein of 174 amino acids. The record is from RefSeq and is a predicted model, not a curated record. Lineage: Eukaryota; Viridiplantae; Streptophyta; Magnoliopsida; Poales; Poaceae.